Molecule: messenger RNA, 2061 nt
Organism: Clonostachys rhizophaga
Lineage: Eukaryota; Fungi; Ascomycota; Sordariomycetes; Hypocreales; Bionectriaceae
Source: the annotation of a GenBank genome assembly
AUGGUCAAACCCACACCUGCCACCGGCCCAGGCGUCUAUAGUGCUACAUACAGUGGUAUACCAGUGUAUGAAUUCCAAUUCGGAACAGACCUUAAGGAGCAUGUUAUGCGAAGACGGCAUGAUGACUGGGUCAAUGCAACACAUAUCCUGAAAGCCGCCGGCUUUGAUAAGCCAGCACGAACUAGAAUCUUGGAGCGCGAUGUUCAGAAGGAUGUUCAUGAGAAGAUCCAGGGAGGGUAUGGCAAAUAUCAAGGAACCUGGAUUCCUUUACCAGCGGCUACAUCACUAGCGGAAAGACACAGCGUCAUCGAUCGAUUAAGACCCAUAUUCGAAUACACACCUGGCAACGAGAGCCCGCCUCCGGCUCCCAGACAUGCCAGCAAACCAAAAGCGCCCCGGGCGCGACCUGCUCCUCCCAAGUGGAAUAGUACGUCUAAGCGGGCAUCUCAAGCGAGAGUUGCCACUAAUACAAAUUUAGAUCCUGCUGCUGCUGCUCCUCCCCCUCCAGUAGCUGAAGAAUACUCGAAUGGCGGUGAUACUCUGAUGGGAGAGGAUGAUAUUCCCGAUAAUUUAACCAUUGCUUCGGCCUCGUACAUGGCCGAGGACGAUCGUUUUGACUUAUCUCAAAUCACCUCGACUGGGCAUAGGAAGCGCAAGCGAGAGGAGCAAUUGCAGGAGUUGACCGAGCAGCAGCACUCGAUCUAUGGUGACGAGCUACUUGACUACUUUCUAUUAUCUCGGAACGAGCAGCCAACGGUAAAACCAGAGCCGCCGCCGAAUUUCCAGCCGGACUGGAUCAUUGAUUCUGAAAAUCACACCGCCCUGCACUGGGCGUCGGCAAUGGGAGACGUAGAUGUCAUCAAGCAAUUGAGGCGCUUCAACGCCAACGUUGCUGCCAAAAACAUCCGAGGUGAGACGCCGCUCAUGCGGUCCGUCAACUUCACCAACUGUUUCGAGAAGCGCACCUUCCCCGCAGUCAUGAAGGAGCUGUUCGAAACGGCUGAUGUGCGAGAUUCACAAGGUUGCACCGUGAUCCACCACGCAGCGAUUAUGAAGAACGGGCGUGUGUACAGUCCGUCGUGCUCAAGAUACUAUCUCGACAUUAUUCUUAAUAAGUUACAAGAGUCGUUAGAGCAUAGCGCAUUCCAGCAGCUCCUCGAUGCGCAAGAUAACGAGGGGAACACGGCGCUCCACCUGGCGGCCAGGCUCAACGCGAGGAAGUGCAUCCGCUCCCUCCUCGGGCGCCACGCUUCCACGGACGUGGUCAACAACGAGGGUGUGCGCGUGGAGGACCUGAUAAUGGAGCUCAACGCCUCCAAGAGGGAGCGCGGCCCCCAACGGUCGUCAUCGCCGUUCGCGCCUGAGUCGCAACGGCACAACUCCUUCCGGGAUGCCUUCCUAGAAAAGAACGGCGCGAAGCCGUCUGUCAAAUUCUCAUCCACUGCAGCGACGACCGUGCAUUCCAGGAUCACACCCCUCAUAAUAGAGAAGUUCCAGGAUCUAGCUAAAAGCUACGACGAUGAGUGGCAUCAGAAGGAAGUGGCGGAGACGGAGGCCCAGCGCAUCCUGAGCAACACCCAGGCCGAGCUGGAGGCGGCGCGCCGUCAGAUAGCCGAGAUGGAGGAGCAGAUUGAGUCGGAGGAGGCGGCCGCCAAGAUGAUGAGCGAGGCCAACCGGGCCAAGCACCAGGUGACGGAGCUGAUCACGUACCAGAACCGGCAGCACAUCCAAAAGGCGGUAGAGGAGGAGCUGUCCAAGACCAAUGGCGACAGCAUGCAGGAGGAGUCAUACGAAGAGCGACUCAGCUUAGCGCAGCAGCUGGCACAGCUCUUGGCGGACCAGAAGCAGGCAGAGAUGGAGUACGUGGACGCCCUGGCCAUGGUGGGGACGGGGGACAAGAUUGAAAAGUACAGAAAACUACUCAAGACGUGUUUGGAGCCCAAGGAUGGCGAGAGCCUAGACAUGAAUCUGGACAGUGUGGUGGAUAUGGUGGAGGAGCAGAGAGCAGUGCACGACAUGGACGGUGGUCCCGAGUGCGACGCCAUGGACUUCCACAUCUGA